Lytechinus variegatus (green sea urchin) is the source of this 2494-nucleotide messenger RNA. Its product is annotated as monocarboxylate transporter 12-like. Bases 550 to 2169 code for a protein of 539 amino acids. Gene Ontology annotation, molecular function: transmembrane transporter activity. Gene Ontology annotation, biological process: transmembrane transport. NCBI's taxonomy places the organism in Eukaryota, Metazoa, Echinodermata, Echinoidea, Temnopleuroida, Toxopneustidae. The record is from RefSeq and is a predicted model, not a curated record. The transcript has 7 exons.
GGUGUUCCAUGAACAUGGGACAAAAGAAAAUUCAAUUAACCUUGCCUUACUAAUAACCUUCAAAGUGAGCGUUCUUACGGGCCUCAAAACAUAACGAUAAACGCCAAAAUACCAUUCAAAAUUGCUGAACCAUAAUUCCAUUCAACAAUAGGCUUACACAGAUAUCUGGGGCAAUCAUGGGUAAGAAAUAACAAUGGUUCUAUUGGAUAUCAUAACGAUAUUUUGAGUUGUUUACACACAUAAUACACGCACAUACAUAGUGCUGAUACCUAGUCACCUUCUACUAACUGGUAUGAAGAGAAAUAGUGCUCCUGAAAGACGAAAUCUGUCAUUCGUGUUGUUUCAUGCUAUUUGCCUCUUCCGCUCUUGAUCAGUCAGAACCCCUGAGUUCUUUACUAUGUUUACUGUCUGAAAGUGAAUAAGCCGUAACUUGUGCUAGCUGUCCUUUAACUUUCCUGUUGAAGCUCAAGCGCCAUUGGCCCUAUCGGAAAGGCAAUUCUUUCUCCGGGCUGCAUGCUAUACCGACAGCUUUGACCAUCGAUACUUUGAAUGGGGGCAGCUAGGAUGGGAUCACGGAUAGAAAAUACGAAGCGGUGGUUGAGUGACCGGUGGGGUUGGGUCGUCGUGGCCGGUGCUUCGGUGAUUUACUUUCUCGUCUUCGGGUUCAUGCUUGUCUUCAGCAUUGUGUUCGUCGCCCUCCAAGAAGAAUUCAAGAGUUCAGUCACCCAAACAGCAUGGAUGGGCUCCUUGCCGAUAGGUAUUUGCUGUGCCUGCUCACCGCUAAUCAGCCUUCUGAUUGAACGCUUUGGGCCUCGUGCUAUCGUCGUGACAGGAUUGGCAAUCUCGUCGGUUGGCAUCAUUGUGACGUCAUUCUUGCACUCUCUUCCGCCGAUGUACUUCUCGUUUAGCUUGGCCUUUGGCUUUGGCUCUGGGAUGGUGUUCUUUGGUUGCCUCAGUCUCACCCUCACCUACUUCCCCCUUAAGAAUUCAACCAGGUCCACGGCAAUUCCCAUGGCAAGCUCAAACCUCGGUGCAUUUACCCUUGGACCUUUGACCUACCUUCUACAGACACGAUACGGAUGGAGAAACAUGCUAAGAAUCAUGGGAUCGUUGAUAGGGGUCAUCUGCAUACCCCUGAGUUUCCUGGUUUUGAAACCGCCAUCUAAACCAAGAAUAGAACACAAAACGAUUUGCGCGUCCGGAAGAACGAAAUACUCUAAAAUAGCUUCACAGGAGGACGAAAAUUCCGACGCUCGAAAUGAAGGCAUCAAAAGUCUAAACAAUUCUUCCAGGCAUGAAACUUCCGCAGAAAUGGAUAAAACCAUUGAUGAAUGUGAUUUGUGUGAUAACACAGAGAGGAUGGCCGAAGGACGAAAAAUGGUUAUCAAGGGUAGGGCGUAUCAAGAAAACGAAACUCAACGUAGUCCCAUUUGCAGAAUUCUUCGUACUCUAUUGUAUCCAGAUGUCUUAUUGCUCUCAUUUUCUGUAUUCGGAUAUGGUCUUGUAGACUCCGUUGUGCUCAUACAAUUGGUAAACUUCGUGAUUUCUAUCGGGCACACGGCAGAACAAGGAACACAGGCCGUCAUGGUCAUGAGCAUCUCCAUCACGAUCGGAAAAAUACUGCUAGUCCUAUUUGCAGACAUGGCGCCGUUUCCUAAACUUGGCUUCUUCCUGAUCGCGAGUUGCAUCGGAUCUGGUAUACUCUUGUCCUUUCUGUGGGUGCAUGAACACAUCGCUGUGCUGUUGUUGACGGGCACAUUGGGCGUGACUGUGAUAGGUACAUGUGACAGUCUUCCGUAUUCAGUUUCCAACAAUACCUUCGGUGUUUCAAUAGGAACCCAAGCCCUUCCAAUCAUUGCCUUCUUCCAUGGAGCUGGAUUCAUGUUUGCAUCCUUUCUCGGUGAAAGCGUAGAUCGGACUGGAUCGUACGAAAUGACUUUAUACGUCUGCAUUGGAGUUUACGCCGUGUGUGCCUUGUUUUGCGUUCUAGUUCCUGUUCUCCAGAGGUGCUUCGCCAAAGACCGUUUUGUUAUGGACGUUUAUUUCGAAUGCAAACAUGAAGAAAGUACCAAGGAUGGAAUACAUACGAGUAAAAUAGAAAAAGCACUUUGUGUGGAUGAAGAAGAAAACGUAACAUACAUUGUCACGGAUAAGGUGUCUUCGGUAUGAUUUUUGUUGUUGUUGCUUGCAUCCGCACAGGAAGUUAAAGGAGCUGGUUUCUUUUAUUGAUAAGCUAAAAUAAUUUCAGAUUAGGUCAAUUCCCCCCCAAAUACAUGUGCCUGCUUCGUAAGUGAGCAUAUCAAUAGCGAGUUGUAGCUAAAGAAAAUUCAAUUUAACGACAGGCCAAAAUAAGUUGACUGCUAAUUAAAAUUCUCGGAAAAAAAAUCGCCACGAGAAAUUUUCGAACCCUUUGUUUUUAUUUAUUGCAAAGAUUAAUAAAAUUCCAUAGAAAAAUAUGCACCAGAUCCUUUAGUUUUAAUAAUGAUUAAAAAAG